GAGCUCCCUCCUCUCUCUUUGUCAUUCUGGCUGCCUGCUGCCUCCGCAGCGUCCCUCUAGCUCUCCCUGUGCUAACUGCCUGCGCCUUAGACCGACGGGUGAGCAAAGCAGAAGGAUUAGUUGGGACCUGCUUUGGUGACCUUAUGGCAUCCCCCAGAACCGUAACUAUUGUGGCCCUCUCAGUGGCCCUGGGACUCUUCUUUGUUUUCAUGGGGACUAUCAAGUUGACCCCCAGGCUCAGCAAGGAUGCCUACAGUGAGAUGAAACGUGCUUACAAGAGCUAUGUUCGAGCUCUCCCUCUGCUGAAGAAAAUGGGCAUCAAUUCCAUUCUCCUCCGAAAAAGCAUCGGUGCCCUUGAAGUAGCCUGCGGCAUUGUCAUGACCCUUGUGCCUGGGCGUCCCAAAGAUGUGGCCAACUUCUUCCUACUCUUGUUGGUGUUGGCUGUGCUCUUCUUUCACCAGCUGGUUGGUGAUCCUCUCAAACGCUAUGCCCAUGCUCUGGUGUUUGGAAUUCUGCUCACUUGCCGCCUACUGAUUGCCCGCAAGCCUGAAGAUCGGUCUUCUGAGAAGAAGCCCUUGCCUGAGAAUGCUGAGGAUCAACCCUCCUUAUAUGAAAAGGCCCCUCAGGGCAAAGUGAAGGUGUCAUAGGAAAGUGGAAGUGCAAAAAGUGGACCUUCCAGGCAGUUGCCUCCAUGACACCCAGGAAGAUGUCAGUGUGUAUUUUUCAUUUGAUUUAUUUAUCUUGGGGAAAAUGGAAAAUAUAAUCUGCAAGUUAAUUGGCUUGUGUACAUUGUACUCUAAAAUGACCUCCCCACAUUGACAUUUGUGCACCACCUGUAAUCACUCUGGGGCAAUGCUCACAUCUUGCUGCAUGUACAUGUAUACGGCUACUAUUGAAGUGUAUUUGUGAGAUGGACUCCAGCAAGCAUGUGACUGUGAGAUUAUGUGUGGGGAAAUGUAUUGAACUACUGUGUGUGUACACACACCCACAUGUGGAGAAGGCUCUGAUCUUGAACUAAUCCUGCACAGGUAUCCUUCCCUUUAUAAAUUGAUUCCAGUAAAGAUAGAAUAAAACAAAUUUCCUAAAAA
Messenger RNA from Ictidomys tridecemlineatus (thirteen-lined ground squirrel), 1088 nucleotides. It is a transcript of the gene Tmem35a, whose product is annotated as transmembrane protein 35A. NCBI's taxonomy places the organism in Eukaryota, Metazoa, Chordata, Mammalia, Rodentia, Sciuridae. The record is from RefSeq and is a predicted model, not a curated record. Gene Ontology annotation, biological process: positive regulation of protein localization to cell surface; chaperone-mediated protein complex assembly. Gene Ontology annotation, cellular component: endoplasmic reticulum. Gene Ontology annotation, molecular function: acetylcholine receptor regulator activity.